Messenger RNA from Engraulis encrasicolus (European anchovy), 3154 nucleotides. RefSeq names its product F-box and leucine-rich repeat protein 6 (gene fbxl6). Gene Ontology annotation, cellular component: SCF ubiquitin ligase complex. Lineage: Eukaryota; Metazoa; Chordata; Actinopteri; Clupeiformes; Engraulidae. The record is from RefSeq and is a predicted model, not a curated record. Gene Ontology annotation, molecular function: protein binding. The coding region runs from base 37 to 1836 and encodes 599 amino acids. The transcript is spliced from 9 exons.
UCUCUUUACAACAGUAGGCCUAUUUGACAGUCAGGUAUGGAGACAGUAGACCACAAGGUUUCUGAAGCCAACCAGUCGGAGGUUGUUCAGUCCACCUCAACGCGGUCACUAGACUCCGAAAACCCCAGUAAUGAAGCACCAGGUAACAGCGGGACAUCCAGAAAAAGGCCAGGUAGAGGAGACACACGGAGCAGCCAAAAGAAAAAGAGGUCUGCCUCCCCCAGCGACUCCAAAAGCAAGCCUAAAGCGAAGAAGAAAAAGACCAAAAGUGCUCGGAAAUCUAGACCCAACUACACCAUUGAAGAGGGCGAGGACAUGCUCCUCAUCAUUUCCAACGUCAGUCAGAGCGACAGUGUAUGGAGGCCCAAGAGGAAAGGCAAAAAGAAAUUGAAGAAGAAGCCAGCUAAAACGAAGGCUCAAAGUAAAUCCCCCAAAACAAUAAAGAAAAAGACAUUGGUAGGUGGCACACCUGCCAGAUGCAGUGUCAUAGUGGACUCUCAGAGCACAGACAUUGAUCCUAAAGAUCAGGUUCAACCUCAGGUAUGUUCCUCCAGCUCAGAAGAUGACCAGUGGGGUCAGGGUCUUCCAGUGGAGGUCCUGGUAAAUAUAUUCCAGUACGUGGUGCGACGAGAUGGGGCAGUGCCAUUCCUCUGCAGGGCUGCGAGGGUGUGCAGGCUGUGGAACGUUGCUGCGUCCAGCCCUUGCCUGUGGCGAAGUGUGACCGUUGGCUUUUGCUGGCUAGAGCCGGGCAAGAGCCAGCUUCCCAAAACAGAGAUGAGAAUCCAAAAUACCAUGAGUUGGCUGGCACAGAACAGACUUUCACAGCUCAGGGAAUUUUCACUUUGUCACUGGAAGAAGAAUGUGGACUAUGCUCUUCAGGCUGUGUCUGAGUGCUGCCCUCAUCUCAUCUCUCUGAAACUGUCUCACUGCACCGGAGUGACUGACAAAGCUUUCCAGAGCCUGGCCAUCCACUGCCACAAGCUGGAGAACAUAGACGUGCAGAAUACUGAUGUCCAAGGUGAAGGACUUGUCACAUUUCUGGAAACCCAUGGGCAUCACAUCCAGAAGAUUUCCUUCAGCCAUGGCUCCAAGAGUGAGAAAAUACUCACAGUAAUAUCGAAGGGCUGCUGUCCAGAGCUCCGUUCACUGGCCAUCAACACAACGCUCAACACUGGAUUCUCCCAGCUGGCUGUCUGCAUCCCAGCCUUGCAGAUCGGCUGCCCCAAACUACAGACGUUCAGCAUGAUGAACGUGAUGCUCAGGCCUAAGAUGAUCCGCAACGUGCCGGCGUGUGGGCCGGGCUUCCCGCUGCUGGAGGAGCUGUGCAUCGCCACCACCUCCAUCUCCUUCUUCUCCGAUCAGGACCUCCACAGCCUGCUCCACAGCUCCCCCCGGCUGCGCGUGCUGGACCUGCGCGGCUGCUCGCGCGUCACGCCCACCACCCUCUUUGCCCUGCCCUGUCAAGACCUGGAGUGUCUGUUCUGGGGCCUGUACUUCAACAGCACGUCGGCGGUGUCCUCCAAGAAGGGGCUCCACCUGCUGGCCCAGAAGUGGAGCCGCACGCUGCGGGAGCUGGACAUCACCAACCACGCCUUCUCCGAGGAGGACCUGGAGGUGGCCCUGGGGCACCUGGCGGUGGGGGAGGGCGCCCACGCGCUACGCCUGCUCAACCUCAGCGGCACCAAAGUCACCUCGCAAGCCCUCAGGAUGCUGAUUGGUCACGCGGUUGCCCUGGAUUACCUAAACCUGUCGUCAUGCCGAUACCUUCCCAGGGGGAUGAAGAAGUUGUAUCGAGGCCAGGAGGACAUACGUCAGCUGCUUGACAAACUAGAAUAGUGACGUUGGAUGUAGCAUUUAAAGACCAGGUACACUACACAUCACUUAAAGCAGGGGUGGGCAACCUAUGUCUCGAGGGCCAUUUGCGGCCCUUGAAGCUGUUUUAUCCGGCCCCCGAUAUAAUUUUAAUGUUAUGCAGCUUCACAUGAAAGUUGACAUAUUUUGUAAAGGAAUCUUAGAAAUUACAUUUGCAAUACAAUUAAGUUACAUUCAAGGGACCUGUGGGAGGUGGGGUCUCUUUUAAAGGUGGCUGCUUUCAAUAUAGGGCUAAAGUGCAGGGGAAAUCCUGGUUUGUGUUCAUAAUACGACCCUCGGAUGACUUUUACGGCCCUCUGAGGAAUUUGAAGUGGCCCUUUGAAUGAAAAAGGUUCCCUACCCCUGAGUUAAAGGAACUGUCCAUCAUUUUUUGGGAAAUGCUCAAUUUGCACCACCGAUUGAAAUAAUUGAGUUUGACCCUUCUCCUGCUCUGCCGGCUGUUCUCUGAGACUGGUGGUAUUACGAGCAGACAUACAGUUGAAGAAAGUCAACGGAGCACCUUCAGAUGUGGAUAUUUUACUGUUUUAUAGGGCAAGUGUAGUCUUUUACUGUUUUAUAGGGCAAGUGUAGUCUUUUACUGUUUGAUAGGGCAAGUGCCAAGACUGCAUUUGCCCAAUAAAGCAGUAAAAUGUCCACAUCUGAAGAUGCUCCGGUGACUUUCUCUUUUGUCUGCACCUACUAGUCCUUUCCCGUGUGAGGCAUCAGAUUGUGAAGUGCAGGAGCACGGAGAAUAUCUUUCUUUUCUGGUGAUAUUACCUCUUUACAUGUAUCAUGUGACACAUGCUAAGAAAUAAUAUCACCAGAAUCAGAGAACGCCUGAGAGAACAGGAGAGAGGCAAAACUCAAUUACACCUAACUGGUGGACUGGUCUCCAAAUGACUCCAACUACAACUACUGUGGUGCUAUGACGUGUUGGAAGCACAUAAUGGUGAAUAAUUAAAAAACUGCUAAUGCAGUUGGAUUAAGUGCCAGUGACCAAAUGAUACCGUGCCAUUGAAGGAACAGAAACAAGAAAACUGUCAAGUACUGACAACUCAUUAGAAUCAGGUCAUGUGUUGCUGUUAUUGUUCCCCACAUGGACGUUUAAAGACCUUUUAAUUAGCCGGUUUAGAAUAUUUUUUAUAUGCAUUUUUUGUAAGUACCGUAAUUGUUUUUUUUUUAUACCAGUGUGUCUAAUGAUUGUAAAUAAAAACCACUGCAUGUGUUGACAUUUUAGGCUACUGUAAUUACCUGGAUUCAAUAUUGGAAUGUGACCAUAAUAAAGAUGCUUCAGAUGACAGAA